Molecule: messenger RNA, 852 nt
Organism: Pimephales promelas (fathead minnow)
Lineage: Eukaryota; Metazoa; Chordata; Actinopteri; Cypriniformes; Leuciscidae
Gene: commd10
Product: COMM domain containing 10
Source: RefSeq, a predicted model, not a curated record
AGCUCGCGCCAGCAGGACAGAAUGGGCAACAUUUGGAGGUUACUGAGGUUUGUCCAAAAGUCCCUUAAAUUGUCGCUAGUCACUUUAUAUAAAAAAAAUGUCGCUAAAGGGGUCUGAAAAGUCGCUAAAAAUAGCGACAAAGGCGCUAAAUUGGCAACGUGUGUAACUGUUGGAGUUGCUGACGCCGGUGGGCGUGUCCACGCGCUGACGUCACCGUCACGUGCCUGAGCGGUCAGGAAGUGUCUGUUGUUUCUGGACGCGAAAAGAAAGUAAACGAACGGAUCAACGAUGAGUUCCAUAAUCCCGGAGACACAGAGCAUUAAAGCGGCUGUGAUUCACAUCAACUCCAUCGACAGCAGCAAGUUUUCGAAACUCCUGUCUCGGAUUCUGCAGAAGCUCCACCUGAAGGAGCGCUCCUUCAGUGAGGAAGAGGAGGAGAAGCUGAUGGUCGCUCUCUCUCUGGAGAAACACACUCUUCAGCUGCUGCUGGAGGCCGUGUCCUUCAUCCUCGAGCAGGCCGUGUAUCACAGUGUUAAACCGCUGGCGCUCAGACAGCAUCUGGAGAACAUCAGCCUGGCGCCGGAGAACGCAGAAGUCUUCAGUCAGGUCUGGGCUUCAGCUGGGCCAGAAGUGCUGGAGAAGAUCCGACACGGGAUAUUUGCCCCGGAGAAGCUGGAUCAGGUGUCGUGGCAGCUCAGUCUUCUCAUGGCCCGAUCGGAUCAGAGCCGACUGAAAGAGCCUCACGCCGUCAUCAAUCUGGGGCUCCGGGCGGAAGACGAGGUAAAGAGUGUGUGUGUGUGUGUGUGUGUGUGUGUGAUUGCAGUGUAUCUCCUCUGAGCUGCAGUUUGUGUG